Seminavis robusta is the source of this 1053-nucleotide messenger RNA. The record is from the annotation of a GenBank genome assembly. Lineage: Eukaryota; Bacillariophyta; Bacillariophyceae; Naviculales; Naviculaceae.
AUGAUGGGCAAGCUUCAGACUUUUUCUGUGGCGUUUGCGUUGUUUUCAAGUUGGUUAUUAGUGUUCCCAGUGCCUGUGACAGCAAGCAGUACCAACCAGGAUGUUGUUAAAGAUUCCUUCUUGAGGGACGUUACUGCUACUACUGCUAGUAAGGGAAGACGAAGCCUUACACUGGAUUGGUGUGAUACCGGCUGUGAUGGAAAUAAUGAUUGCGAAAACUGGCUGGUGUGUUAUUUCCGAGAAGCAGGAGAUGCCAUCCCCAAGUGCUGCAGCAAUGGAAACUUUGUGCGAUCCACCAGUGACGAAAACUACUGCGUCACGGCGGGUUGUGCGGCAUGGACUCUGGAUCCAACCAAUCCUGAUCCCAUUGCCAACUUGCAAGACGAUGAUUACCUAAAUGAAAAUUGGCCAGAAAUUGAAGAGUGUGAAGGCGACUGUGACUACAAUUAUCAGUGCAAGGGCGACUUGGUCUGCUAUCAGCGAGACAAGGAUGACAAUACACCCAAUUGCUGUUCCGGCCUUUCCAAGAAGGAUAGUACCGAUUAUUGCGUCCCAUCAUCGUGUCUACCUCCCACACCGGCACCUACACCCAUUUCCGACAAUCUCGAAGGUCUUUGCUUUUCGGGAGAUACCCAUGUCACGUACGUCGAACUGGCCGGGGGCACCAUCACCCUGCCGUUUUUGACACAGGCUCAGGUCGUCCAUUGGUGGUUGAGUCCACUCCGAUUGGUCUGUCUGGCUUCUUCCUGGCAAUCAUCAUCGAGUAGUAGUAUGCAAACGGUACUGUGUCAUACUCAUACCCGCAAAGGCAAGUUGUUUUACGUGGAUGUCGGGCUGCGCUUGGCCAAGUUCAUGGAACGUCAACACGUAAUCCUGCAAGUCGUGGUCUUGAUCCCUAUCAUGGCCGUUUUGGCCGUACCCGUGGCCACCGAGUAUCUGUUUGGUGCCGCCCGUGGACUCAUUGUCGGGAUCAUGGUCGGCUUGAUGCUAGGUUGCCUGGCAUUGUUGAGGUACCAAGCACGUAUACAUGGCAAGAAACAUGGUGUUGUCUGA